Messenger RNA from Rhincodon typus (whale shark), 2340 nucleotides. RefSeq names its product suppressor of IKBKE 1 (gene sike1). The record is from RefSeq and is a predicted model, not a curated record. NCBI's taxonomy places the organism in Eukaryota, Metazoa, Chordata, Chondrichthyes, Orectolobiformes, Rhincodontidae. The transcript has 5 exons. Bases 30 to 644 code for a protein of 204 amino acids.
GAUGACCGUUUAUCCUGUUUCCCACAGAGAUGGCGUGCACAAUAGAGAAGGUGUUGGCUGAUGCAAAGGUUUUGGUGGAGCGACUGAAGGAUCAUGACAAUGCAGCUGAAUCUCUCAUCGAACAGACAACAACACUCAACAAAAGAGUGGAGAGUAUGAAGGAAGUUGGAACAGGAAUCCCGGACAGGAACCAGGAAGAUAUUGCAGAGCUGCAGAAGCUGGCCAGUCACAAACCGCAUGCCAUCCUCUCUCAAGAGAAUACUCAGAUCCGGGAUCUGCAGCAGGAAAAUAAAGAGCUGUGGCUUUCACUGGAGGAGCACCGUUAUACCUUAGAACUCAUCAUGAGCAAAUACCGGAAGCAGAUGUUAAGGCUCUUAACAUCAAAGAAUAAGCUGGACAGUGCAUCAAUUACCACUUUACACCAGGAGCAUUCCCAGGAGCUGCAAACCACGGUAGAACAGAUAUGUGAAAUGGCCAGAGUAAUGAGGAAGUCUGUUCAAGUGGAUGAUCAAGAGUAUUGUCAAAUUCAAGAGAAAAUAGCCCAGCUGGAGCUUGAAAAUAAAGAAUUACGGGAGCUAGCAUCAUUCAGUAAGGAAGUAUUACUUCCAGAGAAUCUUCACCAGCCACCUCACUCUGGUAAAUAAUCUUAGCUGCAACAGUCUCUGAAUCUAGUUCCUGCACUGCCUUGCAAACACUCGAACGGUGCCUCCAGUUCACAGCUGGCUGUGUUCUUCCUGAUGCUCAGAAAAGAUUGAAGUUUUAACCAGGAACCAGUGCAGCUUCAUGUUUCAUUGGUGCUUUCAUUGCCUUUGGGGAAUCUUUAGUGAACCAUGAAGUUUUACGGAAGUGCUUUUCCCCGCAACAGCCUCCUCCAAAAAAUCCAUUUCCUUUAGUCAUGUCUUGAUGUUUAUGUCCUACCAUCACUGUUGCCAGUCUCCAUGUGAUCUGUUUCUGCUAUGAAGACAUGUCGAGCUAAGCCUAUGGAUCUCCUCAUGCUCUGGUUGCUGCCUCAUAAUCCUGCAACAGGCCAAGCGCCUCUGACAUGGCAGGUCCAAUUCUGCCUCAGUUAUUGGUCCUCAUAUCCAGCAAGAUUGUAUCAGAUCUUUAAUGCAUUAUGCAAAAGCCAAAUCAUAAAUAUCAAAUUAUCAAUGGGCCAACAGCUCUGACUUCGAACUUCAGAUGUGAGCAGUAUUGGUGUUUGUGUGUUCGUGUGUUCCUGUGUUCCUCUACGCUUGGUCCUUGCUGAGUUAGCUGAUCUCAGCUAACAUUGCACUAUUGAUCUUAAUGUUCCAGCCUAAAAUAGGAUAAUCAGCCAAGAUUUUUGCUGUCCAUAGCUUGCUUCCUACAAGAAAGAAUGUAUGGACUUGACGUGAGAGAGAUCAGAUUCAGCUAUGAUACCCCACCCAUUGAAUAGGCUCCUGAUGCCUUCUGUUCCAACUUGCACAGGAAGAAUAGCUGUUUGGAUGCGCUGAAAGACUAUUUCUACUGUGAUCAUGGGAUAACAUCUUUAGAAGAGAUGUGGUGGUAAAUUGAGGGCAGCAAAUACUUUACAGACCUGAGUAGGAAUUUGGUUAAGAUGAAGGUGUGAGCAUAUCUGAACCAUAAUGUUCUAUCCUUGGUCAUUCUGCUGUUAAUCACCUUGAAUAUAAAAUGAAUUAAAGAACAUGACAGGGUAUUAAGUCUGUGAUGUUCCUGCUCCAUGAAUCCUACAAAUAAAUACAAAAUACUGUGGAUGCUGAAACUGAAACAUUAGCAGAAGAUGCUGGAGAAAUUCAGGUCUGGGAGCACCUGUGGAGAGAGAAACAGAGUUAUUGUUUCGAGAACACUAUGACUCUUCCUCAACCCAAAUGCUGCCAGGCCUGCUGAGUUUUUCCAGCAAUUUUUGUUUGUUACAUGAAUCCUGCAGUUUUGGUCUGUUUUCUCUCCUUCCCAUCUUUCCUGCACCAUUUACACAAGUGUGUGUGGCCAGAAGCAUUACACCCUUGAAUUCUGAUCAUUACUUUCAAUGCACUUAACCUUCCCUGAGAUUAGUUUGAAAAAUGUUUCUUUUGACUAAAAGUAUAGAUGGACAGUACAACAAUAUUUUAUCCAAAUUGAAAAGGGAGACUGGGAGACUCUCUGUUCUGGUAAAGUGUGGAGACAGCUUUGCCUUUCUGCACAUGUCUGCACAUUGACAGCCAGACUAAGAGGAGCCUGGGGUUUGAGUAAUGGGAGCUCUGCUCAUCUUGGAUCUCAUCAUUUAUACAACUGGAAAACUGACUCUGGAACCUUUUAACUUGUUCAGCCAAGGCCUAGCAUUUGUAAUUGUCCAAAUAAAUUGAGUGUUUUUUUUAAACCAAA